Messenger RNA from Passer domesticus (house sparrow), 2874 nucleotides. RefSeq names its product Rho GTPase activating protein 15 (gene ARHGAP15). Gene Ontology annotation, molecular function: phospholipid binding; protein binding. The transcript is spliced from 14 exons. Gene Ontology annotation, cellular component: cytoplasm. The record is from RefSeq and is a predicted model, not a curated record. Bases 305 to 1774 code for a protein of 489 amino acids. Gene Ontology annotation, biological process: regulation of GTPase activity; signal transduction. Lineage: Eukaryota; Metazoa; Chordata; Aves; Passeriformes; Passeridae.
UUCUCUGUUUCCUGCAAUUUUCACAAAGAACCUGCUUUGCUUUAUUUUCAUACUUUAAAAUAUCUUUUUCUUUCUCCAAUCCAGAAGAAUUUUACACUAACCUCUAGCAGCAAGUUGCUCAUUGGUGAGAUGGUUCACUUCUGCUCUUGCAGGAAGUGGUUUUAUUUUACUUUUUCCCUGCUUUUUUCACUCUGUAUGAGCUGUGGGACUAACUCAAGUGCUGUCUCUAGACAUGUGACCUUGAUCUUUUCCGUUCUUUUGAAAUAGUUAAAACUGUUGCUUGUUGAUGGCGGCUUGAGAUGAGAUGACAACGUCCCUGAGGCUGCAGGUCAACCCAGCAACCAUGGAAAGGUCUUCAACUUCUGAUACAGCCUCUGAAAAGCCUAAUCCUUCCCACCAUAGCACUGGGGCUGUUCAAAUGAGGAUCAAAAAUUCCAACAGUCACCACGACAGGCUGAGCCAAAGCAAAUCUAUGAUUCUCUCUGAGAAUGUGAAAGUCGCCGAGCCCCUAAACCGUCACAGAAGAAAUCUUUCCCAGCACAACUUGACGUUUACAGACAUCAUCAGCACCCAGGACCCCACGGUAGUGGCGAAGGAAGGAUAUCUUCUAAAAGCAAAAAUAGCAGAUGGUGGCAAGAAAUUAAGGAAAAAUUGGUCCACCUCCUGGAUUGUUCUUACUGCUCGGAAGAUGGAAUUCUACAAAGAGUCCAAGCAGCCAGCGAUGGCCAACCUGAAGCCGGGAUAUAAACCUGAGUGUGUGGAUUUGUGUGGUGCUCGCAUAGAGUGGACCUCAGAGAAAUCCAGCAGAAAGAAUGUCUUUCAGAUCACGACAGUGUCAGGAAAUGAGUUCCUCUUCCAGUCGGAUACCGACUUUCUCAUAUUGGAUUGGUUCCACGCUAUCAAAAAUGCAAUUGACAGAUUGCCAAAAGAACAGAGAAUUACAUCGAGAAAUUUGGAGUUCAAACUCAGAAGAUCCUCCAGCAUCGAAUUACUGAAUAACUUAGACACUGAAUCCAAAGAGCCAAAGCCUGAACACAGAAAAUCUUUAAUUUUCAGGCUGAACUACAGUGCCUCUGACACAAAUGACAGAAACCGAAUUAAAAGCAGAUUAAAGAAGUUCAUCUCCCGAAGACCCUCCUUGAAAACAUUGCAAGAAAAGGGACUUAUUAAAGAUCAAAUUUUUGGCUCCCAUUUGCACUUGGUUUGUGAGCAUGAGAAAUCUACAGUUCCCCAGUUUGUAAGACUCUGCAUAGAAGCUGUUGAAAAAAGAGGUCUAGAUGUUGAUGGAAUAUACAGAGUUAGCGGCAAUCUGGCAACAAUACAGAAGUUACGAUUUGUUGUCAAUCAGGAAGAGAAGCUGAAUUUGGACGACAGCCAGUGGGAGGACAUCCACGUUGUCACCGGAGCACUCAAGAUGUUUUUCAGAGAGCUGCCUGAGCCGCUGUUCCCAUACUGCUUCUUUGAACAGUUUGUGGAGGCGAUAAAAAUCCAGGACAACGCCACUCGCAUCAAAUGCAUAAGGGGCCUGGUAAAGAAGCUCCCUAGACCCAACUAUGACACGAUGAAAAUCCUUUUUGAACAUCUACAGAAGAUAGCAGCCAAGGAAUCCGUGAAUCUUAUGUCAACACAGAGCUUAGGAAUUGUGUUUGGACCAACACUCCUGAGACCUGAAAAGGAGACAGGGAACAUGGCAGUCCACAUGCUGUACCAAAAUCAGAUAGUUGAACUUAUGCUGAGCGAGUACAGCAAGAUCUUCGGCUCGGAGGAAGACUGACAGACAGGGCCUGUUAUUGAAAACGUUCACAUCUGUCUUGAUGUCUAAUAUUUUUACAUUUCUGUAAACAUAUUUCUGAAAUAUUUCUUUUUCUUUCAAGUGACAGAUGCCUCAUUUUGUGCAAACUUAAUGAUGAUUUUGUGUCUAAUUUUCAAACAUUGGAAUAAAAAAUAUUGUCAACAUUUGCCUAUAUGUAUUCUGCAUUAACCCUUUGAGAGUUUCAUUAUGCUAGCACUCCAAGUGUCACUUUUUCUGCAAGCUGAGCAUACAGCAUAUGGCCCUAGACCAUAGAAAAUGCUGUUUACCAACAUAUGCAAUGGCACAGAAAGACAGAUAAUAAUUGAGGAGGUUUGUGGAAAACAGAUUAAAGUAUGUAUAUUUAAAGCAAUGAAUUAAAGCAGUGACACGAGAUCAUUCAUAGCUAAUCUGAGUAUAAUUUACCUUUCUCUUUGAUAUACGUUGAAAAUUAAAGACAUGAUGAAUACUCAUUUGUCUACCCCAAGAGCUGGAAAAAAAAUUGCAUUUAAUGCUUUUAAACAAAUAAAAUAAACAAACACAAACAAAAUGAGAAUGUCACCAUUUGCAUAACAGUGCCUAAAAGAAAUUAAAAAUGGAAUUGGAACUUUGGCAUUUUUACUUAAACGCAGUACAUGAAAUGAAGACAUUGCAUGACUGCUCAUUUUAAUGUAACAUCCAUUUUGAUUCUUCAUCACACUGUACAUCUGCCCGCUUUCCCCAGCUAUCUCAUGUUCUGUAGCAUUUGUAUUGUGCUCCUGAGGAUGCUUUAUUGGUGAACUACAUUAAAUUCAUCUAGAAAGAACUUUAAAAAAAAAGCCUUUUCAUAUGCCCUUAGGAUUACUUGGCUAGACUUGAAUCAAUUUAUGCAUUUGAUGGUUAGUUUCAGUUGUCAUGGAUAAACAAAAGGGUAACUGUCUAGAAUAUAUCAAAUAUUGUUUCAUUUUGAAAUGUAUGUUUCCAGCUAUACACAUCUCCUACCCUGUUUUGUAAAAGUAUUCUGCUGAUAAAAUGUAGACUUAUGUUUGACAGCUUUUUAAUCAAGUUCAAAGAGAAUAAAUAAAACUAAUCCAGUGUGGUAAAGA